Molecule: messenger RNA, 1122 nt
Organism: Verticillium dahliae VdLs.17
Lineage: Eukaryota; Fungi; Ascomycota; Sordariomycetes; Glomerellales; Plectosphaerellaceae
Product: GAL10
Exons: 2
Coding region: 1-1122 (373 amino acids)
Biological process (GO): beta-D-galactose catabolic process via UDP-galactose, Leloir pathway
Cellular component (GO): cytosol
Molecular function (GO): UDP-glucose 4-epimerase activity
Source: RefSeq, a predicted model, not a curated record
AUGCCUGUUGGAACAGUUCUCGUCUGCGGCGGCACGGGCUACAUUGGCUCCUUCACGACCCUCUCGCUCCUCGACCACGGCUACGAUGUCGUCAUUGUCGACAGCCUGUACAACUCGUCCAAGGUCGCCGUCGACCGCAUCGAGCUGAUCAGCGGCAAGCGUCCCGACUUUUACCAGGUCGACAUCACCGACGAGGCCGCCCUCGAUGCCGUCUUCCAGAAGCACCCCGCCAUCGACAGCGUCAUCCACUUUGCCGCGCUCAAGGCCGUCGGCGAGUCGGGCGAGAUCCCCCUCGACUACUACAGGGUCAACGUCUCGGGCACGAUCAACCUGCUGCGCGGCAUGAAGAAGAACGACGUGCCCAACAUUGUCUUCUCGUCGUCGGCCACGGUCUACGGCGACGCCACGCGCUUCGAGAACAUGAUCCCCAUCCCCGAGCACUGCCCGCUGGGCCCCACCAACACGUACGGCCACACGAAGCACAUGGUCGAGCAGAUCAUCACCGACCACAUCGCCGCCGAGCGCCAGCGCGCCACCAAGGACGGCAAGCCCGCCGAGCGCUUCAACGGCGCCCUCCUCCGCUACUUCAACCCCUGUGGCGCCCACCCCUCGGGCCUACUCGGCGAGGACCCCCAGGGUGUGCCCUACAACCUGCUGCCGCUGCUGGGCCAGGUCGCCACGGGCCAGCGCGACAAGCUGCUCGUCUUUGGCGACGACUACGACUCCAAGGACGGCACCGCCAUCCGCGACUACAUCCACGUCGGCGACCUCGCCCAGGGCCACGUCGUCGCCCUCAACUACCUGCGCGACCACAACCCCGGCGUCCGCGCCUGGAACCUCGGCUCCGGCCGCGGCAGCACCGUCUACGACAUCAUCAAGGCCUUUAGCAAGGUCGUCGGCCGCGACCUGCCCUACGAGGUCCGCCCCCGCCGCCAGGGCGACGUACUCAACCUCACCGCCAACCCCGAGCGCGCCAACAAGGAGCUCAACUGGAAGACCGAGCAGACCAUGGAGAAGGCCUGCGAGGACCUGUGGCGCUGGGUCGAGAACAACCCCCAGGGCUACCGCCAGGACCCGCCCCCGGAGUUGCUCGCCAACGCCAACGCCAUUGGCACGAAAUAG